ACCCCUUGUAACGUUUGUUUUAAAUCAAUUCUCUACUGAAAGACACUCUCGUAAGAACGAUCAUCGCCAUUCUCGAUUCGAGCAAGAUGGGUAGCACAGGGAGCGGAAACGGAGGCGACGUUGAGGCUGGAUUCGCCAAGCUUCAGGGCGAGGACUUCGAAUACUACAUGCAGACCUACUCCAUAAUUCUGGGUAGGAACAGCAAGAAAUCGACGGUGGACGUCGAUCUCUCAUGCCUCGGUGGUGGAAUGAACAUUUCCCGUCACCAUGCUCGCAUCUUCUAUGACUUCCAGCGUAAACGCUUUGCUCUUGAGGUCAUCGGGAAGAAUGGCUGCUCCGUCGAGGGUGUUCUUUACCUUCCGGGAACCCCACCUGUGAAGCUCGAUUCACAGGACCUUCUUCAGAUUGGAGACAAGAAAUUUUAUUUUUUACUUCCUGUUCGAAGUAUUCUUGGAGCCUCUGCUUCUUCUCGUCAUAUCCCCACCCACCAUCCUCCGCCCCCAUUUCCUUCUUCGACUGGGCGUUUGAGUACUUCUGCCCGUCUCACCAAAGCACCUCCCUCACCGAUAUUUGGUCAGAAGAAGGGUAGGAUCAGGGCACCGAGUGAUUAUAUGGAUGAUGAUGACGAUGAUGAUGAUGAUGAUGAAGACGAUGAAGAUGAUGGCCACAUCAUUCCUGCUGGGAACAGGAAGUUGCGGAGGCCCGGGGAUGGUCAUGAAAUGUUCGGGUAUAGUGGGGCAGCUACUGGAAAGGCAGGACCUUCGUCUGGAUCAAUGGCAGAGAAAAAGGGAGAGGCAAGGUCAAGGGCUGACAGAGAUGCAGAUAAUCAUCAGCUUUUGCAGUUGGAAGAAAAAGAUGUUGUUUCAUCUGUUGCUACUGUGCUUUCUGAUCUUUGUGGUCCGGGAGAGUGGAUGCCGAUGGCAAAACUUCAUGCUGAGCUGUUAGAGCAGUAUGGCAGUAUCUGGCAUCACACUCGUGUGAGGAGAUAUCUCACUUCUGAGGACUGGCCUGCGAAUGAAUCCAAUGGAAGACCAUGGUAUGGCCUGCUUACAUUGCUAAGAAAAUACCCAGAACACUUUGUCAUCAACACAAGGGUCAAAGGACGGUUAACAUCAGAGUUUGUUUCGUUAGUAUCCCUGCUUUCAUAAAAUCACAAACAUCACAUUGUCCUUCCAUAGCAUAGAGAGAUCAACUUUGUUGUUUUCUUUUUUGGUAGGCAAUUAGGCUAUGUUUGGUUGCAAGGGAAAUUAAAAUGGAAGGGAAGUGAAAUUUUCAAACUUAAAAAAAAAAGAACUUUUGUAAUCAUCACUUCAUGUGACUAUAUAACUAACUCCAAAUCAUUCCAUAUUUGAUUAUUAAAUUUCCCUUUCCUUCUCUUUUAUUCCCAUUGCAAUCAAAUGGAGCCUUAGGAACUCAUGAACCCUGAAAAUGGUGUUGUAAGAGAGGGGUUCCGUACUGCUUAAGGGGUAAUACCCACAGUUUCAGAAUAUGUAAAUGACAAAAAGGUUUAAUUUCUGAACAUAGUUACAUA
Molecule: messenger RNA, 1531 nt
Organism: Macadamia integrifolia
Lineage: Eukaryota; Viridiplantae; Streptophyta; Magnoliopsida; Proteales; Proteaceae
Product: FHA domain-containing protein FHA2-like
Exons: 3
Coding region: 87-1148 (353 amino acids)
Biological process (GO): regulation of ribosomal protein gene transcription by RNA polymerase II
Cellular component (GO): nucleus
Molecular function (GO): sequence-specific DNA binding; protein binding
Source: RefSeq, a predicted model, not a curated record